Messenger RNA from Durio zibethinus, 2189 nucleotides. Lineage: Eukaryota; Viridiplantae; Streptophyta; Magnoliopsida; Malvales; Malvaceae. The record is from RefSeq and is a predicted model, not a curated record.
AACCCAACAUGCAAGAAAAAUGGGAGAUAGCCAUCACCAAGCUGCAACAUCGUCAAGAUUGGGGAUAAGGCAUACUGGAGGCGACAUCGUUGAGGUCCAAGGAGGUCACAUUGUUCGGUCAAUUGGAAGAAAAGACCGUCACAGCAAAGUUUGUACUGCCAAAGGUCCACGAGACCGACGUGUCCGUCUCUCAGCUCACACCGCCAUUCAAUUCUACGACGUGCAGGACCGCCUUGGCUACGACCGUCCUAGUAAAGCUGUGGAUUGGCUUAUCACAAAAGCCAAACCUGCCAUUGACGAGCUUGCUGAACUACCUCCUUGGAACCCAGAAACUUUGGCUACAACGACUUCGACUUCAAAACCAAAUAACCAAGAAGACCAAAACACAACAACAGAUAAUGAUAAAGCCUAUCAGUUUCAAAUCCACCAUAGUGGAAACCUGGUGGAAAACCUUGCUGCUGGGAUUUUUACUCGCAGAAGAACGGCUACAAUAAUGGGAAACGAAGUUCAGAGUCUUCAGCAACAAGAAAUGGGAGAUAACCCGAAUAAUACUUCGGCUUUUCUUCCACCUUCUUUAGUUUCUGAUGAGAUUGCGGAUACAAUCAAGUCUUUUUUUCCAUUGGGAGCUUCUGGUGGGACGCCGUCUUCUUCUAUACAGUUUCAGAAUUAUCCACCAGAUUUGUUGUCCAGGACCAGCAGCCACAGUCAAGAUCUGCGGCUUUCGCUUCAGUCAUUUCCGGAGCCAAUUCUUUUGCACCAGCACUACCACCAAGUUCCUACAGCUCAGGCACACCAUAGCGAACCUGUUUUGUUCACCGGAACCAAUCCAUUAGGUGGUUUUGAUGAGUCUUCUGCCGGAUGGGAGCACCAUCAUCGACACCAGGCGGAGAUUGGAAGGUUUCAGAGAUUGGCUGCCUGGAACAGUAGUGGUGGUGCCGCUGAUACUGGUAGUGGCAGUGGCGGUAGCGGUGGGGUAGGACGAUUUAUCUUUGGCACUCCAUCACCACAGCCACUGCCACCCACUUUUGGCCGAAACAGCCAGUUGUUUUCACAGAGGGGACCCCUUCAGUCCAGUAAGACGCCCUUGAUUCGUGCUAGGAUAGACCAGCCAAUUUCCACAAUCGACGAACACCAACACCAUCAAAUCCCACAAAAUAUCCAUCAUCAAGCAGCGUCAUGUGGCAUUGGAUGUACCACAUGCAGUGUAUUCUCUGGAUUUCGCAUUCCAGCACGAAUUCAGGGCGAAGAAGAGGAGCACGACAGCAUCACCAAUAAGCUGUUCUCUGCUUCCUCUGAUUCUCACCAUUGAUCGAGUAAAGCCAAAGUGUUUUCCAUCUAUCAGUGGUCUUUCAGGACUAGUGGAUUGUUGACUGUGAAGUCAUGAGAUGUUAUGAUGGAUUCAAGACCAGUCUAAGGGAAGAUUUUGGUAACUUUGAAUCAAUGGCCUAUGCCGUGGGAAGAAGAAAUCUAGGUGGAUUUCAGGUUAUUCCAUCCCCGGUUGCAUUUAGUUUCUAUUAGUUAAUUGUGUUGUAGCUUGAAUUUUAUAUUUGAGUGGGCUCUUAGAGCUCAACUAUGGUUUCUCUUUACUUGUCAUGUGUUUCACGUUACUAGACUUUUUGUUUGCAAUGUUUUUGUUGGUUUCUAUGCAAACCUAGUUUGUUCUAAUUCAGGUUUUAUUUUUUCCUCGGUUAGGACAGAUUCAGUUAGCAGAAGCUGUCAUUCUUUUGAAAAUUCUUAUGAAAUAAGGUAGCCCUAUAUCAGCCAAUGUGGAAAAGUCUUUCUCAAUCCUAUAUCCCUUUGAUCUGAUAUAGAAUUAGAGAAGCAAUCCUGAGUCAUUUCCUCUGUUUAGAAGUUGUCAAUUUCUCCUGUAGAUGAAAGAGAUUAAAGUUUGUGAUUUUGUUUGUUGCUUAAUUGCUUUCUUAUGGAACAAAUUGUGCCAGAACAACUUCCUUAAAACCUGCAAAAAGAAUUGAAAAUAUAACAAAUCUUUUUACAUCUCUAUAAAUGCUUGCAUUUUUGGGGGUAUUGAAAGAGAAGACAUUUUCUGUCAACAGUAGGAUAUGUUGAAUAGCAUAGAGGGUAGCUUAAUCCUCUACCCGGUCUCCCUGUGGCCUGAAAAGAAUGGAUUAUUUCCCCCACUUAAGUUAUAAUACUGUUCAUUUAGUGUCAUUUUACUCCAUACUGCUUUG